AUGAUCUUCAACGCCUUCUCGCUCCUUGCCUCCGCGGCGCUGGCUUCUGCUGCGGCCGUCAACAUGCCGCGUGCCGCCUCUGUCUCCAUCACGCCCCACGACCGCUACUCGUCGUCGAUCGGAGUCCUCGGCUGCAAGAUCAACACGGACCGCGUGGCCUACUGGCCCAUGUCGCCCAGCUGCAACGACAUCUGCGUCAAGGUCUCGGCCAACGGCCGCUCCGUCUACCUCCUGCGCAUCGACCAGUCCGGCGGCGCCCACGACAUCAGCUACGACGCCUGGAACUACCUCUACGUCGGCAAGUCGGCCACCGAGUCGCCCCAGUACGGCGGCGGCAUCCCCGCCACCUGGGAGGGCGUGCCCAUGAGCAACGCCAACUGCAAGGCCCUGCUCAAGGGCACCGGCGGCCGCCUCGCCUUCUCGGCCGCCAACAGCAUGAACUUCAUCACCAGCUGCUCGUCGGCCACCUGGGUCGGACAACACAACGUGCUGUACAACAUCCUGAACCCCGUGUGCACCUGGGGCUAUGACGAGAUCUGCACGCUGCCGCCGCCCAACGUUAGCAACGAGCCUACCUGCCCUCACCAGCUCGGCGUUCCGGUCGCGCUCACGACCCAGCCCGUGUACAACAUCGACUACGGCACUGGGAAGAAGUCGUUGGCUGUUUGA
Thyridium curvatum is the source of this 669-nucleotide messenger RNA. RefSeq lists its product as uncharacterized. Bases 1 to 669 code for a protein of 222 amino acids. Lineage: Eukaryota; Fungi; Ascomycota; Sordariomycetes; Thyridiales; Thyridiaceae. The record is from RefSeq and is a predicted model, not a curated record. The transcript has a single exon.